Molecule: messenger RNA, 1830 nt
Organism: Candidula unifasciata
Lineage: Eukaryota; Metazoa; Mollusca; Gastropoda; Stylommatophora; Geomitridae
Source: the annotation of a GenBank genome assembly
AUGGAAGAAGGAAGCAGGAAGAAGGAAGCAGGAAGAAGGAAGCAGGAAGAAGGAAGCAGGAAGAAGGAAGCAGGAAGAAGGAAGCAGGAAGAAGGAAGCAGGAAGAAGGAAGCAGGAAGAAGGAAGCAGGAAGCAGGAAGCAGGAAGCAGGAAGAAGGAAGCAGGAAGAAGGAAGCAGGAAGAAGGAAGCAGGAAGAAGGAAGCAGGAAGAAGGAAGCAGGAAGAAGGAAGCAGGAAGAAGGAAGCAGGAAGAAGGAAGCAGGAAGAAGGAAGCAGGAAGAAGGAAGCAGGAAGAAGGAAGCAGGAAGAAGGAAGCAGGAAGAAGGAAGCAGGAAGAAGGAAGCAGGAAGAAGGAAGCAGGAAGAAGGAAGCAGGAAGAAGGAAGCAGGAAGAAGGAAGCAGGAAGAAGGAAGCAGGAAGAAGGAAGCAGGAAGAAGGAAGCAGGAAGAAGGAAGCAGGAAGAAGGAAGCAGGAAGAAGGAAGCAGGAAGAAGGAAGCAGGAAGAAGGAAGCAGGAAGAAGGAAGCAGGAAGAAGGAAGCAGGAAGAAGGAAGCAGGAAGAAGGAAGCAGGAAGCAGGAAGCAGGAAGCAGGAAGCAGGAAGCAGGAAGCAGGAAGCAGGAAGCAGGAAGCAGGAAGCAGGAAGCAGGAAGCAGGAAGCAGGAAGCAGGAAGCAGGAAGCAGGAAGAAGGAAGCAGGAAGAAGGAAGCAGGAAGAAGGAAGCAGGAAGAAGGAAGCAGGAAGAAGGAAGCAGGAAGAAGGAAGCAGAAGAAGGAAGCAGAAGAAGGAAGCAGGAAGAAGGAAGCAGGAAGAAGGAAGCAGGAAGAAGGAAGCAGGAAGAAGGAAGCAGGAAGAAGGAAGCAGGAAGAAAGGAAGCAGGAAGAAGGAAGCAGGAAGAAGGAAGCAGGAAGAAGGAAGCAGGAAGAAGGAAGCAGGAAGAAGGAAGCAGGAAGAAGGAAGCAGGAAGAAGGAAGCAGGAAGAAGGAAGCAGGAAGAAGGAAGCAGGAAGAAGGAAGCAGGAAGAAGGAAGCAGGAAGAAGGAAGCAGGAAGAAGGAAGCAGGAAGAAGGAAGCAGGAAGAAGGAAGCAGGAAGAAGGAAGCAGGAAGAAGGAAGCAGGAAGAAGGAAGCAGGAAGAAGGAAGCAGGAAGAAGGAAGCAGGAAGAAGGAAGCAGGAAGAAGGAAGCAGGAAGCAGGAAGAAGGAAGAAGGAAGAAGAAAGAAGGAAGAAGGAAGGAAGAAGGAAGAAGGAAGAAGGAAGAAGGAAGAAGGAAGAAGGAAGAAGGAAGAAGGAAGAAGGAAGAAGGAAGAAGGAAGGAAGAAGGAAGAAGAAGAAGGAAGAAGGAAGAAGAAGAAGGAAGAAGGAAGAAGAAGAAGGAAGAGGAAGAAGAAGAAGAAGAAGGAAGAAGAAGAAGAAGGAAGAAGGAAGAAGGAAGAAGGAAGAAGGGAGAAGGAAGAAGGAAGAAGGAAGAAGGAAGAAGGAAGAAGGAAGAAGGAAGAAGGAAGAAGGAAGAAGGAAGAAGGAGAACGACAACGACAACGACAACGACAACGACAACGACAACGACAACGACAACGACAACGACAACCUCAACAACAACCUCAACAACAACCUCAACAACAACCUCAACAACAACCUCAACAACAACCUCAACAACAACCUCAACAACAACAACAAAAACACCAACAGCAACACAAAAAUUACCAACAGAAAAAGAAAAAGAAGAAUGCCAGUAACCAACACAGAAAAGAAAAACACAACAAAAAGCGAAACCAACAAAAAGGAAAACAAAAUAACACAAAAAUUACAAGAAGGAAAGAAAACAACGCAGUGA